GUAUAUCAGAUAGUAUAACGACGAUACCCCAACAUGGAAAAUCGUAAAAAAAUAAGACGUUAUAAAAUGGGUUUAUACAAGAACUACGAAAAAUUAUACGAGUACAAUGUAUCUCCACGCACAUCAGCAAUAUGGAAAACUCUUGCCAUAGCUCAACAUUGUAAUAUUGAAAAUAAUACUGGAGUCCAUAAAGGCAUCAGAAAUGCUGCUUGUAGAGACGAUUACAAUAACAUUGCCGAACAACUGGGGGAUUGCAGCGAGAGAUCUGAUGCGAAUGACAUUACCAUGCAGUAUUCCCCAUGUACGACAAAGACAGCAAGAAAUAAAGGAGAUAAUGACGACACAAUUAACAGUAAUAAAUUUAACAGUAGUGACAUAGAUUGCAUCGACGAUGAAAAUGAAAUAAAUAACGAAGAAAGUAUGGAUAAUAGAAUAACGGACGACUGUGACGACAACGAAAGUGAAACGAGAAAAGAAAAAGAUGACGAAGAUAGUUAUAUUACCGAAAGCGAUGUGGAUGACAACGAUAAAUGUAUUGAGGAGCAAACGAGUGAAGAAGACGAUAUCGCAUUCGACGAUACUUACUGA
This is a messenger RNA of Camponotus floridanus (Florida carpenter ant), 588 nucleotides long. RefSeq names its product protein PFC0760c-like. NCBI's taxonomy places the organism in Eukaryota, Metazoa, Arthropoda, Insecta, Hymenoptera, Formicidae. Bases 34 to 588 code for a protein of 184 amino acids. The transcript has 3 exons. The record is from RefSeq and is a predicted model, not a curated record.